CAAUCAAUCGCCCUGAGAACCGGAAGCACCUCAGACCGCUCUUCACUUCGUACUUGUGUUGAAAGAAGUUCAUUUAUUCAAGUCGAUUUCUGUUAUACACCAUCGUGUUCAUUGAGAUGUUAAACCAUGAUUGAGCCAAAGAAGAGACCGGGGGACAUGGCUUUGGUUCCUGCCGGCGGAGUCAAGAGGCCCAGGACGGAGCUGAUCGCCGCGACACAGUCGCAACAGCUCGUGGCCAUGGGCCCCCCCCGCAGCUCCAGCCUGCAGGCUCCCAUCAUGCUGAUGUGUGGCCAUGAGGGAGAGGUCUACUGCUGCAAGUUCCAUCCCAAUGGAGCCACCUUGGCCUCCUCUGGCUAUGACAGGCUCAUCUUGAUGUGGAAUGUGUAUGGGGAUUGUGAUAACUUUGCCACCCUGAAGGGACACAGUGGAGCUGUGAUGGACCUUCACUACAACACAGACGGCAGCCUGCUGUUCAGUGCCAGUAUAGAUAAGACAGUGGGAGUGUGGGACAGUGAGACGGGUGAGAGAAUCAAGCGUCUAAAAGGCCACACCUCCUUCAUUAACUCCUGCUACCCUGCUCGACGCGGACCCCAGCUCGUCUGUACCGGCAGUGACGAUGGAACUGUCAGGCUGUGGGACAUCCGUAAGAAGGGGGCGGUCCAUACGUUCCAAAACACCUACCAGGUGUUGGCUGUCACAUUCAACGACACCAGCGACCAGAUCCUGUCUGGGGGCAUCGACAAUGACAUCAAGGUGUGGGACCUGAGGCAGAAUAAGCUGGUCUACAGUAUGCAUGGUCAUGGUGAUUCUCUGACUGGACUCAGCCUGAGCUCAGAGGGGUCCUACCUCCUCUCCAACUCCAUGGACAACACAGUGCGUAUUUGGGACGUCCGUCCGUUCGCUCCCAAGGAGAGGUGUGUGAAGAUAUUCCAGGGGAGCAUUCACAACUUUGAGAAGAACCUUCUGAGGUGUUCCUGGUCCGCUGACGGCAGCAAGAUUGCAGCAGGCUCAGCCGACAGGUUUGUAUAUGUGUGGGACACCACAUCUCGUAGGAUCCUGUACAAGCUGCCAGGCCAUGCUGGGUCAGUCAAUGAGGUCGCCUUCCACCCUGAGGAGCCUAUUGUCCUCUCUGGUGCCAGUGACAAGAGACUCUACAUGGGAGAGAUUCAGUAGGACUGUUGUUUGUGUGUGUGUGUGUGUGUGUGAGAGAGAGAGAAGGGUAAUUGUGUGUACAUCUGAGUGUGUAUGUUCUGCUCCGUUGUGUGAAUGAUCAGUACUCUGUACUUUUUUAUGCUUCUGUUUAUUUAAUAAUGAGACAGUAUUUUGAGUUUAUAAUUUCCAGUCACAACAACCAACACCUGUAAUUUUUAUUUUAUUUCUCUUAAUAAACUACUUCUGGAAGAAUGUUGUUGUUCUUCCGUUUCCUGUU
Molecule: messenger RNA, 1429 nt
Organism: Oncorhynchus tshawytscha (Chinook salmon)
Lineage: Eukaryota; Metazoa; Chordata; Actinopteri; Salmoniformes; Salmonidae
Gene: snrnp40
Product: small nuclear ribonucleoprotein 40 (U5)
Exons: 10
Coding region: 127-1173 (348 amino acids)
Cellular component (GO): catalytic step 2 spliceosome
Molecular function (GO): RNA binding; protein binding
Source: RefSeq, a predicted model, not a curated record